CACACGCCUCCCAAGUGCCUCCCUACUACCCAACUCAACUGCGCUCUUCUGCACUACUCUCUCUCUCUCACACCGCGGAAUACUGCUUUUGUUUCAUAAUUAAGGCGGUUUAUAGAGAGAGAAGAUUUACGGCGAUAGGAUUUUCUUUCCAGAUCGGAAUCGGCGGUCUUGGGUGCAAUUCAUAGGAAAAGUCGAAUUUGUUUUAUAGGUUUGAUUCUGGUUUAUUGUUGCUUUCUUCGUCUUCUUUCAGCAGAGUGUUUAGAGCGAGAAAGUUUGAGUUUCUAGAGAGAGAUUGCAGUCCGGGCUUGUUUAUUCUCGUCCGUACAUACUGGCUUCGGGGUUUACAAGUGUUUGGCCACUGUUGAUUGGACAGUUUGGAUUUUUUUUUGGUUGGUUGGUUUGUGAUUUGUUAUUGCUUUUGAUUCCGCGGAGUAUUUAGAGUGAGAGCGUGUAUGAGUUUUUAGAGAGAUAUAGCAGUCCAGGCUUAUUUACUAUUUUAAGCAAAUUUUUGAUCAAAAGUUUUCUUGAAAAUUUGAAAUAGGUAUGUCAGAUAUUUGAGAUGAUGAAAGGGGCAUAUGUGGUGUAGUUUUUUUCAUAUACUAAGUGUUAGAUUCUUUAGGGACGCGUUUUCGGUACUCUUUUUUAUUUCUAAAUUGGGGCAAAAAAAUAAUUUAACUAAUGAUUAGUGGGUGGUUAGUCACUACCACUGUAGUGGAAAGUAUUGUUUAUUGGAAUUUUCUCUUUCGUUAGUUUUCUUUCUCCAUUUCCUCCUAUUUUGGUUGUAGAAAUGCGAAAGCUGGAAUUCUAUGACUAAUUUGGAUUGACGUUUUUUAACUAGAAUUAUUAUGUUGUAGUUUUAUCGUUAUUCUUUUUUUUUUUCCGGCGCCAUGAAAUUCGGAAAAUACCCAAAUAGGUAUUUGUUAUUCUGGUCCGUAACUCACUUGUCACUGGUUUUUUCCUUGGUCUCUAUUUACCAUUUACAGCAGAAGUCCAAACUGCACUCAAAGUUUAUCACUUGCGGUGUAUUGAGUAUUUUAUGGUUCCCUUUUGUGGGGAAUUUUUGUUUUCUUUAGUCUUUAUGCUUGUGGUUGCGAACAUGCUGGGCAAACCAUUAAUGUAAUGUUUGGUUGUUCCUUGAUUGUUAAUGGAGAAGAAGAAAAUCAGAAGUAUCUUGUUCCUUCUAUCCAUAAGGAAUAAUAGAAUCUCCUUUUUGAUGGGCAGUACAGUUUUUUGAAGAUUGGUAAUGGCUGGAGAGAAAAGAAUUGGGAAGUCAGAGCCAGUGGCCACUGUAUUGGAAUCUGAGCCCUCUACUAAAUUGGUCGGGCAAGAUAUGGCUUCUGGAACUGAUGGAACACCAUCUGUUUUGACCUCUUCCAUAUCCUUAGGAGAUGCUACCUCUAGCAUCAAAGUCGAGAUUGGUCAAGAGUCAGUUGCAGAGCAAGGUGUUUACCAUCCACCUGCUAGCUGUUACGAUCAUUAUUACCCAGGCUAUAAUGGGACCUCUGCUCAAUUGGAUGGCCAGAAUAAUUUUAAUGCUGGAGGUGGUUCUUAUGCUGGUUUCCAAACAGAUAAUGGUUCGCUUCUCUAUUAUUUGCCGGGUUAUGAUCCUUAUCCUGCUGGUUCUUUUAUGGGUGCGGACGGCCAGCAGCCAUACUACUCUUCACCAGGUUAUCUUCAGCAUUCUGUUCCGUAUGGGUCAGAAGCGAUGCCAUGUUACUCGUGGAAUUCUGCUUAUGUUGGAGAUGUAACAAAUGGGACCAAUGGCUAUUCUGGGAAGUCGAAAUCUUCUUUGGGCUCUAAUGCUUCAAUGAAGUCAAAUGGUUUCAACUCCACAAAACCAACUGGUGCUCUUGCCAGCAAAUUUUCAGCAUUGCCUUUGGAUUCGAAGUCACAAAAAACUGCUGCCUACUCUAAUAUCUACAAAUCUAAUGUUGAAAGUCAACCUAUCAAAACUUCUAGCAAGUUAGGUUCUGGUUAUCAAUCAUCGCACCUUGUUAAGGGCUUUUGCCCAAAUGGUAAUUUCUCGUCUUUUAUCGACCAAAACCAAGGUCUUUUCAUACAUAACAGUCCCAUGAGCUAUAGACCAAAUAGUAGAUUAUGGAAUGGUAGCAACAAAAUUAAGCUGAGAGAUAGACAUGGAGAGUUUGAUGCUUCAACUGAGCUAGCGCGUGGUCCUAGGGGGCAGAAUGGGAGCAAUCCGAAAAUCACAUCAGAAGGGGAACACUUGGUGCCCACCAUUCGAAGGGAUCUAUACAACCUUGAAGAUUUUCAGACAAAGUACGAAAAUGCUAAGUUCUUUGUCAUCAAGUCAUACAGUGAAGAUGAUAUUCAUAAGUGCAUAAAAUAUGAUGUCUGGUCCAGUACUCCAAAUGGCAAUAAGAAACUAGAUGCUGCUUUUCAUGAUGCGGAGGCAAAAAUGAUUGAGACAGGCACCAAAUGUCCAAUUUUCCUCUUUUUUUCAGUGAAUGGAAGUGGACAAUUUGUGGGUUUAUCAGAGAUGGUUGGGCCAGUGGAUUUCAACAAGGACAUGGAUUUUUGGCAGCUUGACAAGUGGAAUGGGUUCUUUCCAGUGAAGUGGCAUGUGAUUAAGGAUGUCCCUAGUUUACAGCUCCGACACAUCAUUCUUGAAAACAAUGAUAAUAGGCCUGUAACUUACACCAGGGAUACUCAGGAGAUUGGAUUGAAGCAAGGUAUAGAGAUGCUGAGCAUUUUUAAGAAUUACUCAGCGAAGACAUCAAUAUUGGACGAUUUCAACUUCUAUGAGAAUCGGGAGAAAUCGCUUCAAACUAAAAGGAGCAGCAAACAAGUUCCAUCCCCAAUAGAGCUAUACAAUAACUGCGAUUUCCCUAAGAAUUUAGAAACAGGAGAAAUGAUAGCUGAAGCAGCAGCAAGGUCAAAUGGUGCCUCUGACCCCACAUCAUCUCUCAUCAAUCUCACAAAAAAUCUUUCCCUUAGUCACCCACUGAAGAAUGGUACAAGUAUGAAUCCAAGAGAUAAGUCAGUGCCUUCUUCCAAGGCAACAUAGAGACCACGCUCAUCACCGACUUGAUUUGGGGCACCGGGCUUCAUUUGUGACACAAGGUUUGGUUGGAUUUGGUUUCAUUUGGCAUAUUAUCGCAAGCGUUUCUGUUCUCAUUAAAUCUAGUUGCUUCAUUUAGUCAGGUUGGAUUUGGUUAGGUAGCAAGGGUUCGUUUUUCUUUCCCUGCCUUUUUAAGGUCGUUGAAGUUUCUAUUCUGGUAUUCUUGUGUUGGGGACUGGUUGGUAAAAGGGCUGUUUGGAAGCCUAAUUAUUUUUGCAUUUUGGACUUAAGUUAUUGAUUUUGUAUUGUGGCCAUAAUAGAUUAUGAAUCUGGUAGAGUGAGAUAAAUGCGGAAUUGAUUUUGCAACA
Molecule: messenger RNA, 3387 nt
Organism: Rhododendron vialii
Lineage: Eukaryota; Viridiplantae; Streptophyta; Magnoliopsida; Ericales; Ericaceae
Product: YTH domain-containing protein ECT2-like
Exons: 10
Coding region: 1244-3025 (593 amino acids)
Biological process (GO): mRNA destabilization
Cellular component (GO): cytoplasm
Molecular function (GO): mRNA binding
Source: RefSeq, a predicted model, not a curated record